This is a messenger RNA of Mandrillus leucophaeus (drill), 1392 nucleotides long. RefSeq names its product 5-hydroxytryptamine (serotonin) receptor 3E, ionotropic (gene HTR3E). Gene Ontology annotation, cellular component: neuron projection; membrane; synapse. The record is from RefSeq and is a predicted model, not a curated record. Gene Ontology annotation, biological process: monoatomic ion transmembrane transport; regulation of membrane potential; nervous system process. Gene Ontology annotation, molecular function: extracellular ligand-gated monoatomic ion channel activity; neurotransmitter receptor activity; transmembrane signaling receptor activity. NCBI's taxonomy places the organism in Eukaryota, Metazoa, Chordata, Mammalia, Primates, Cercopithecidae.
AUGGAAGGAAGCUGGUUCCACAGGAAAAUAUUUUCCUUCUACCUCCUUCUCAGUCUUCUGCUUCAAGGAAGGGGCGUUACUUUCACCAUCAAGUGCUCAGGGUUUGGCCAGCACGGGGCAGAUCCCACUGCUCUGAAUUCAGUGUUUAAUAGAAAGGCCUUCCGACCGGUCACCAUCAGCGUCCCCACCCGAGUCAACAUCUCCUUCACGAUGUCUGCGAUCCCAGAUGUGGAUGAACAGCUGCACCUCUUGUCAUCCUUCCUGUGGCUGGAAAUGGUUUGGGAUAACCCAUUUAUCAGCUGGAACCCAGAGGAGUGUGAGGGCAUCACGAAGAUGAGUAUGGCAGCCAAGAACCUGUGGCUCCCAGACAUUUUCAUCAUUGAACUCACGGAUGUGGAUAAGACCCCAAAAGGCCUUACAGCAUAUGUAAGUAAUGAAGGUCGCAUCAGGUAUAAGAAACCCAUGAAGGUGGACAGUAUCUGUAACCUGGACAUCAUCUACUUCCCCUUUGACCAGCAGAACUGCACACUCACCUUCAGCUCAUUCCUCUAUACAGUGGACAGCAUGUUGCUGGACAUGGAGAAAGAAGUGUGGGAAAUAACAGACACAUCCUGGGACAUCCUUCAGGCCCAUGGAGAAUGGGAGCUCCUGGGCAUCAACAAGGCCACUGCAAAGCUGUCCAAGGGAGGCAACCUGUAUGAUCAGAUUGUGUUCUUUUUUUUUUUUUUUUUUUUUUGAGACGGAGUGGCCAUCAGGUGCAGGCCCAGCCUCUAUGUCAUAAACCUUCUCAUGCCCAGUGGCUUUCUGGCUGCCAUCGAUGCCCUCAGCUUCUUGCCAGUGAAAAGUGGGAAACGUGUCCCAUUCAAGAUAAUGCUCCUGCCGGAGUACAACAUCUUCCUGCUUAUGAUGAAUGACUUGCUCCCCACCAGUGGCACCCCCCUCAUCGGGGUCUACUUCGCCCUGUGCCUCUCCCUGAUAGUGGGCAGCCUGCUGGACACCAUCUUCAUCACCCACCUGCUGCACGUGGCCACCACCCAUCCCCCACCCCUGCCUCGGUGGCUCCACUCCCUGCUGCUCCACUGCACCAGCCCAGGGAGAUGCUGUCCCACUGCACCCCAGAAGGGAAAUAAGGGCCUGGGUCUCACCCCCACCCACCUGCCUGGUGUGAAGGAGCCAUAGGUAUCAGCAGGGCAGAUGCCAGGCCCUGGGAAGGCAGAGCUGACAAGGGGCUCAGAAUGGACAAGGGCCCAGUGGGAACAUGAGGCCCAGAAGCAGCACUCGGUGGAGCUGUGGGUGCAGUUCAGUCACGCGAUGGACGCCCUGCUCUUCCGCCUCUACCUGCCCUUCAUGGCCUCCUCCAUCCUCACUGUCAUAUGCCUCUGGAACACCUAG